UGAUCUCUAAAAACCUUCAUAUAAAAAAAAAAAGAGUAAGAAGGCGAUAACUCGAAAAUAAAUUGAAAUAAAUAAUAUUCUAGGUGCCCCCUCUCCUCAAAAAUCACCGAGUACAAGUGCCCCCUCCAGAAAAUCACGGAGAUGUGACAGAAUGGUUCGGUAAUACGUGACUGUUGGCAGUUUGGCAGGGAAAUAAUUAUUUUGUCACCGAGUGGUUAACGUGUUCGAUGCCCAAGUGUUGGAGUACAUAAUCCACCUAGUGAUCGAAAACUUGAUCUGAGAUCUAACUCGGGAGCUCGAGGGGUUUGUAAUCCAUCCAUUAUGAAAAGUUUCUAUUCAAUCGUCACUUGAUCUUUAUUUUUUAACCCCCAGUCGUCGAUUCAGUCGUAUGAUUUAAUAUGAUCAUGGGCUAGUGGGGUGACCAUUCUGGGACUUGAAUUAUUCAGUGAUUUGUUGUUUGGACUAGAGACUUAUAUUCUCCAGAGAUCUGCAUCAUUAUUACAAGGUACCUCAAAUCACCAGGGAUGAAACCGAGAAAGCCCUCAUAAACCCUCUCCCCCCUCCCAAAAUGACCACCUGAAAUUUUUCCUUCCCCUGACCACCUCGAACUCGGCAAAAUGACCUCGACCUUCGUAAAAACAACGCCAGCGCAGGUGCUGAUGAACAAAGGAAAGCGUGGAGCAGCGGCUUAUAUCUACGCCGAAUGCCGUGGUACAGGACGAGGAAAGCAGCUGGACGAUCUGCUGGACCUAUUGCUAACCCCAGGAAAGCCAAUAGACGACUGGGAGACAAUAGACUGGUGCAAAUGGCUGAUGGCAUGUGGCUGUUCACCGGAUGAAUUUUCAACGACUGUAAUAAAAUACGACAAUGCGACAACAUGUGGUCUCGUGUGGACCCCAAAUUUCGUGGCAUAUCGUUGCCGUACCUGCGGUAUAUCACCGUGUAUGGCCCUGUGCACGGAUUGUUUUAAAAGGGGUAAUCACUAUCGCCACGAUUUUAAUAUGUUUUUGAGCCAGGCUGGAGGUGCUUGUGAUUGCGGUGAUACAAAUGUGAUGAAGGAAUCAGGAUUUUGUGAUAAGCAUGGUCCUAAUUCAGCCGUCAAUAAGCCACCAGCUCCCUCGGAUCUGAUGUUCGUCGCUGAGGCGAUGAUGCCCCGAAUGAUUCUACGUCUGAUACAGCAUCUACGAGAGAAUUGUAAAGCUGGAGCUGAUUACAGAAAUGCCAUUCAAACGGCUGAUGCUUAUUUAAAAAUGCUGCUGGAGCUCAAUGACAUGGGGGCACUGAUGAGAAGAGUCAUGACAUCCGCCCUGACAAAUCCCCAGAAGUACCAGGGCUUGAUGGAUCCUGGGAGGACUUCAUCAUCGUCCUCCUCCUCCUCUUGGUCAUCAUCCUCGUCGUCAGCUGCCUCUGGUGGACAGUCCGAGUACGACGCCUACUGUCAGGAGAGUCACGUUAUUUAUCAGGAUGCGAUAAAAAAUCUCCCGAAUCCUGAGCCACCGGAUGAAUACAAGGACUGUCCAUCCCUCCAGGAGGACCUCGUUCACACGACUUUCCUAGAAGAGCUGAUGUUCUGGACCGUUGCAUACGAAUUCCCCCAGAAGCUCGUCUGCCUUCUCCUCUCCAUGCUACCAGAUCCCGAUUACAAGGAAUCCCUUACCCGUGCUUUUGUCCUCCAUUACAGCAGAAUAGCAAUGAUGCUGGAGAGAUCUGGAGAUCCUGAGACACUCAGCAAUUCUGUUGUCCACGUAUCUGUCCAGCUAUUCAGUAAUAAUGGACUUGCUGUCCGAAUGGUUGAUGAAUUCAAACUCCUCCACGUGAUGGUGAUAAGUCUCAAGUACAUGAUGAGUAAAAUUCUUGUUGAGAAUACACUUCAUGCUGCCAACAAGAAUUUCCACUACGUGGUGGAUUGUGCACGCCAGGUGAUGAAGGAGCACUGCUACUGGCCCCUCGUCUCCGAUCUCAACAACGUACUCUCACAUAAACCAGUGGCCGUUCGUUUUCUCACUGACGAUCCCCUCCUGGAGAUGUGGUUCGAUUUUCUCUCGAUGUUCCAGGGAAUGAACGUCAAUCAGAGAGAAAUGGGUGCACACGUGGAAUUCGAGCCGACAACAUAUUACGCAGCAUUCAGUGCAGAGCUGGAGGCAAGUGCUUAUCCAAUGUGGGCAUUGGUGUCUCAUCUGAAGGGUCCAGAGAGUGCAUCAGUCAGCAGAAGAGCUUUAUCAUUCUGCUUAACAGCACUCCAGGAUUGGCUCGAUGCCAUUGGCUUCACCAGUCCAGACGUCUGCGAUGUUCUCCACGUCUCCUUCCACAUACCCCUCCACCGCUAUUUCGCUGUAUUCAUGUGUCAAGCUGUCAGACAACAGGGGAUAACUCUCCAGGAGCUCCUACCACCCACCGACAUGCUCCACCUCCUCAUGAUGCAUCCUCUGAGGAUUCAGGUGGCUUUCUACGAGAUUCUCAAUGGCCUCUGGGUGCGAAAUGGAUUGCAGAUAAAAGGACAGGCCAUGACUUACAUCCAGUGCAAUUUCUGCAACUCCAUGGUUGAUGCUGAUCUCUAUCUUCUCCAGAUAUGUGCCACUAAGCUGCAGCCAGAUGUAUUUAUCAAUACAGUUAUCGAUAAAUUUCAUGUGAAGGAGUGGCUCAGUCUGAGAUCCAGGAGAUCACGACAGAAUGUACUACUCAUUGGUGAACACGAUGCAGCAAUGAUGGAGAGCUGUCUCAUAUUCCUGGCGACGCUUAUCAAUGUGAGAACAAAUCUCGGUCUGUCUGACUCUCAGGUAUCACACCUGGAAAUGGUGACACUUCUCUGCAUGGGUGAUAAAACCCACAGUCAGCUGAUUGAGCUGAUGCCAGAGAGAUGUGGUACAACACCAAAUAGAGAUUUUGAGGAAGUGCUUGCUGAUGUUGCCCAGUACAGAGCACCAAAUCUCGAGGGUAAUGGAAUAAUGCAGCAGGGAAUGUAUGGCCCAAAGUCGAGAGUCUGGGACGAUAUGUACGAUCCACUUCAUGUACUCCUGAGGGCUGUCCACAGGCGGGAUUAUCAGGUAUCAAUGGACAGAUUCACGGAGUACGUUACAUCGAAGAGUCAGAGCCAGAAGAAGAGCAACAGUGCGACCCUGUGGCCGCCCUUCAGAUAUCCAGCGCCAGUCUCUCAGGAUUACGAUGAUCCAAGGAUUGUCCUGAGAACGAGAAUAUUUCACGCGAUGAUUUAUUCGGUUCUUUUCAAGGCCGUUAAUGAUCCCAAUAUAUCUGAACACAUGAUGGCACUGGCUGUUUAUCUCCUGGAGAUGGCUGUUGUGACAACGGAGGUGCCUGAUAAACAGACUAAUCCAAUCUGUCCUUACACCGGUUACUCAGGAUCUGCCAGUGUCUCGUGCUCCCUCAAGGACAUGGACUUUGGUAGUUGGUACGAGACUGAUAGUCUUAUUCAGAAUCUCCAGACUUUCAUACCCAGGACGAGUCUAGUGGAGAGUCGAUCUGAUUUUAUGAAUCCAACGGCAUCUGACUGGGAUAUUGGCUCGGAUGUUACUGAGAGCUCGCUCAUGAUCAAUGAUGAAUUUGAAGUGGAGAUUGGUGAGCAGGGUGAUGUGUGGGAGCUGGAGUUGCUUAGGGAGCUUGGUGAUCCAAGGGGUAGAGCACCACCACCAGAUUACACUAAUGAUCACAGAAAUACACUGCCAGCUCUGCCGUCGAGUCAAAUCGCUGAGUGGGAUGUGUCGAUUGUUCUUGAUGAGAGGGAUCAGUUCAGAGAGGGCAAUCCCCAGAGGCAGGAGAGCCAGAAUCAGAGGGACAAUUUGGGUAUGCCGAUUCGUCAGAGGGCACUACCACCACCACCAGCUUCACUGAUGCAGUCGAUAUCGUCGGGGCUAGAGGCUGGAGCUGUUGUUCCCAUGAAUACCAAUCAGAGACCACUCCUGGGAAAUUCUGAAAAUGAAGUGGAUCUUCUCCAGGUGAUUUUUCCAAGAUUGGGAGCUUCUGGAAUUAUGGUACCGUCGACUAACACUGAAAAUAUAUCCUCGGGGAUUGAUAAUUCGGGAUCGAGUGUCAGGGAUAUCGUACCAUCGACGAGUUCAUCGCAUUAUCAGCAGCAGUCUUAUCCACCAUCGAGGGAGAUGCUCUCGAAAUCCGGUGAGAGUAUAAUAUCGCUGCUGUUGAAACUUCACUCUCAAUUGUCCGGGAGUCCUGAUAGCUGGAGCCCUGAUGAAACAGGUGGACGACAGCCCGAGGCAUCGAGCUCGAGCACACCGAUGGAUUCAUUUGAAUCGAGAAUUGGUGAUGGGCCUUAUUUCAUUGGUCAGCUUCUCAGAAAAAUAUCAGAGCUCGAUGAUAAUCUCAAGCAUAAUAUUAAUGAGACGAGAAAUAAAUUGUGGCCGAGAACGAGGGAGUGCGAGGAUGCACAGCGAGAGGUCGAGCAUCGAGAUAGAGAGGAGAGAAGAAAAAAAGCUAAAGAGAGACAGCAAAAAUUAAUGGCCGAAUUUGCUAAUAAGCAGAAGCAAUUUAUGAAGAAGGCGAUGGAGACUGAGGAUGCGUCGACAUCGGGGAUGGAGUGGGACCAGUCGGAUCCAUCGACGACGAGUGUCACCAGUAAGAAGGAGUAUGACUGUGUGAUAUGCAAUCAGACAACACCCAGCACCGAGGAGAAGCCCAUGGGUCUCGUUGUCCUGGUGCAAUCGACUAGUGUUCUCGGUCAUGAGAGACUCAAGACAGAGAGGGUAUCACUUCCAACCUCCGAUGAUGCACCCCGAUUAUCAAUAAAAAGUAUCAGAACAGCUCAUUUUGAUUAUCGACUCAAGGACAUGCGAAAUAAUUUCAAUACCUCCUCGUGGCUGUUGUCCAUAAAUAUUGGACUGGAGGGUGGAGUACACGUGCAGACAUGCGGUCAUCAUCUGCACCUGGACUGUCUCAAUCCCUACAGACAGUCCCUGAAGAAUCAACCGAGACAGCAGAGUCUGGCUGUCAACAGGGGUGAGUAUCUGUGUCCCCUCUGUCGUCAGCUUGCAAAUUCUGUUCUACCGAUGUCACCACAGCUGGGGGAGUCGUGUCUAGUUGUCAAGUCUAGACAUCCAUCUCCAACAACUAUUCUCGAGGAUAUCAACAGUCUUCUUAUGGAGGCCCAGAGGAAUCCUGUACCAUCAAAUCUCUCUGAGGCAAUGGGAAAGGCCAUGGAGGAGAUAACAGCUGUCACUUAUCUCAAGUACAAGCAGAAGAACUCGGAUCAUCAGUACAGACACGAGAGUCUUUUUCUGUUCAUAACGUCGGUUGCGAGGACAAAUUUUGAAGUGGAACUGGUGCAGCAUGGGGGAAAGCUUUAUCCAUCCCCACAAUCCACGAAUUUGUCUUUAGCACCCAAGAGGGAUUGUAUCGUUGCACUUCUUCAUGUAUUGACUGUUCAUGCGAGACUCCUGAUACAAUGGCCUAUUCACUACACCUGGCAACAGCUCACUGGUCUCUGUCUCGAUAAUUCAUCAUCACUGGUACUAGCAUCACGUAGACGAGAGGUACCUCUACUCCUCAAGGAUCCAAUUGCACUUCUCAUUCAAUUUGUUCUUCUUCUGCCACUUCACAUCGAUCAGACUUACUUCGGAGUUCUGGUCAAGGUUAUUUAUAAUCUGCUGUACUAUCAGGUUGUUCUGCAGGUGAGCUGCUACCUCAGGCCAAGUGUCAGGGAAGAAAUUCUGGCUGGUGGUGGCGACAGAUCGUCAGAGGUCAUGAGGAGUGUCAUAAAGCUCUUCAGCAGGUGCAAUCUCUACGAGCAAGAUGUGGCUAUCAUGUUCGAGGGAUCCGAUUAUGAGGAAAAUAUUCAAAAUCUCUGUCUACCAUUUCUCAGAAUAGCUGCACUCCUCAGGCAUCAUCUUUACUCACAGCCGCUGCCUCAGGAGAUCAGCAAAAAACCUCAGAGUGAAUUUCACAGGCUUGUCACCUAUUUGCAGCUUGUUGAUGACACUGGUGAUUGUAAUUUUGCUGCUGGUGCUCUCAAUUGGCAGGAUGAUAAAGCUGGUGUGAGGGUACCGAGGGUGUGGUUUCAUCAGUUUCUCGAUUUUCAUGGGAGAAAUCCAGCUUCAGCCAAGUCACUCAUUGUUGAUCACUUUCUUUCUUGGCAGGUGCCAAGAUUUCUCAGUCUUCCAAAGGAAUACGAAAAAUUAUUCACUUAUUACCACGAGAAGGAGUGUUUCAAGUGUAAUAAAGUACCACCUGAGAUCAGCAUUUGUCUGCUGUGUGGGGAUAUCGUGUGUCUCAAGCAGAAUUGCUGCAAGCAGGACAACGUUGGUGAAGCUGUUCAGCAUUCAAUUGACUGUGGAGGUGGCACAGGAAUUUAUCUCGUUGUCACCACGACCUAUAUCAUCGUCAUCAGGGGACAGAGGGCUUGUCUCUGGGGAUCUCUCUAUUUGGACGAGUUCGGAGAGGAGGACAAGGAUCUCAAACGUGGAAAGCCUCUUUUUCUCAGCCAAGAGAGAUAUCAACUUCUGGAGCAGCAGUGGCUUGCCCAUCGUUUCGAUCACACGAAGAAAACGUGGGUAUGGCAUCGCGAUGCUCUGUGACCACCGAGGGAAUUCAGAAUCAAUUAAUUAAUUCAUUAUCACGAGCGAUGAAGAACGAAUUACUUAAAAAUCAUAAUGAAGAUGAAGAUAAAGCAUCUAGCACCGACGAGAGACAAGACGAUGAGAGAAAUUGUCAUUUCUACCUUCAGAAAUAUAAUCCCCACUACGAGAUUAAUCGCAAGUGUAUCAUAAAUAUAUUUAUUUAAAAUUUACGUAUGAAAUAUAUAUAGAAUUAUUAAUUAUUUACGGAUUGAAAGUAUUAAUAAAAUGAGUGUUGAAGGGUAAAAUACGAUUAAUGAGAAUAAAUGGUGAAUUAUUUUCAACUCAUUCGAUGGCUCGAGUUUAUUCGGGGACGUGAUAGCGAGGGGAUUGUUUGAAUAUUAUAUGUAUAUUCAGAUAUUAAUGGGUUUUUUUUUUUUGUCUUUUUUCUUUUGUGAUUUGCUUAUGAUCGAUUGUUAAUUGAGAGAUAAUCAUUUUGUUUAAGGAUCACCGACUCCUCAUACUCUAGGAUUUAUUUCAUCUGUGGUGGACUCUCUGUAAAUAUGUAUCGAUAUUUUCAUGUUAACGGGAGGUAAUCGAGAUCACGAUAUUUUUACGAGUUAUUCUUGAUUCGAGUAUGACGAAUGGGGAGUGAGUGCAUCUAUGAAUACAUGAAAAUUUAUUGUUUAGAUAUGGAGAUCAAUAAAAAUAUUAUGGUAAUCCAGAAUUAUUCUUGUACUGCCCUGAAUAUUAAUUAAUAAAAUUAUAAUCGUGGUAAUUAAUUGCGAGGGAAGAGGAAUUCAUUGUUAUUGGAACACUAUUGAGGUAAUUAUUACAUUAUUUUUUAUUCAAACGACAAAGAAAUGAAUUCUUACGGAAUUUAAAUUGUUUCUUCGAAUCUUAUAUCAGUAUAAUCACGCUUGUAACAGCAAGUAUCUGUAUGUCCUUUGUUGUUAUUUAAUAUUAAUUGAUGAUAUCGAAAUAAUAUUUCAUCAGAAUGUUACUUUAUAUUCAUUCAUAGCGCUUCGAGAUCGAGAGGCUAAAACAUUGAAAUUAUCACGCAAUUAUCAUCAAUGGGCAGACUAUCGAAUUUUUUUUCUACAUAAUCCUCUCGAUGCUAGGAAUGUAAGAAAGUUGAAAUAUUUUUCGUAUUUAAUCUUCAUGCCCAAAAAA
This is a messenger RNA of Fopius arisanus, 7691 nucleotides long. RefSeq names its product Ubr3 ubiquitin ligase (gene Ubr3). Lineage: Eukaryota; Metazoa; Arthropoda; Insecta; Hymenoptera; Braconidae. The record is from RefSeq and is a predicted model, not a curated record. Gene Ontology annotation, cellular component: cytoplasm; ubiquitin ligase complex. Gene Ontology annotation, molecular function: ubiquitin protein ligase activity; zinc ion binding. The transcript is spliced from 3 exons. Gene Ontology annotation, biological process: ubiquitin-dependent protein catabolic process via the N-end rule pathway; protein ubiquitination. Bases 618 to 6539 code for a protein of 1973 amino acids.